Ctenopharyngodon idella (grass carp) is the source of this 9964-nucleotide messenger RNA. It is a transcript of the gene cdc42bpaa, whose product is annotated as CDC42 binding protein kinase alpha (DMPK-like) a. Gene Ontology annotation, biological process: peptidyl-threonine phosphorylation; actomyosin structure organization. The record is from RefSeq and is a predicted model, not a curated record. The coding region runs from base 999 to 6614 and encodes 1871 amino acids. Gene Ontology annotation, molecular function: protein binding; ATP binding; protein serine/threonine kinase activity. The transcript has 41 exons. Lineage: Eukaryota; Metazoa; Chordata; Actinopteri; Cypriniformes; Xenocyprididae. Gene Ontology annotation, cellular component: cytoskeleton; cytoplasm; actomyosin.
CAUGUUUCUCCUCAUCAUUCCUGAAACACACUCAGCGGCGGCGGGCAGAUGAGAGAGAAUCACCCCGUCACUCCGCAUCCACACCACCACUACCACCACCACCACCACCACCAACAACACCAUCCUCCUCAUCUUCACCCCAUCACCAUCACCAUCAUCAUCAUCUGACGGACUUCAUCCCACUGGCAGGACUUACUUUUUGAGGAAAUAUUCAAGGGAAAAGGACUGAGGAAAACUUAAGUGACACUCAAUCGGUGCCUUUGGAGAACUUCGCUAAACUCACUUUUUUUUUUGCGGAUAUAAACACAACUUAUCUAUCUUUUCCAAACAUGUAAUGCCUAAAUAUCACAUUUGGGGGGCGUGUCAUGUUAUUUCUGUUGGUUUUGAGAAGAAUUCUCUUUGAGGACGAGCUAAAAUCGGUUAGCCUGCUAGCCGAACGUCUUUAUUAGCCGGAUCAUUAGCAUCAGUUAUUUUAACCCGUUAAAGUUGAACAAACUGAGGAUCUUUUAAACUUUAUAUACUUGACAUGGUUUGACACUAGUAUUAGUUAAUAUUAAUACACGAUUUUUGUAUUUAUAUGAGAAAAAAACACUUAAGAUACAUUGUGGUCCGAGAAUGUUGUUAGCUGGUUAGCUUGAGUAGCUACAGAAAAGGCACUUAAAUAUGUGUAAAUUAAUAUUUACAAAACGCAAGAUAUAAAUUACUGUUUUACACAGAAGGUCAAGGACUUUUUUUUGAUAAAUGCUUAAAUUGUCUUUUCCCAUCUCAUUUGCUGGUUUGUUUAUUUUUCACUGAGUAUAUUAAAAGAUGUAGUGACAAGUUUUAUUUGUGUAUGAAAUUAAAAUUAGUUUUGAGUUUACUGCAGUUUUGUAACUGCAUUUUACUGUGAUGAUGGGUGGGUUAUUUAUAUAGCUAUUUACAGAUCCCAUCCAAAGAAUAUCCGCAUCGAUUUUAAUAACUUUACACUACAUUUUUUGGACUGACAUUCGUUUUGAACCAUGUCUGGAGAAGUGCGUUUGAAAAAGCUGGAAAAACUGAUCCUGGAUGGUCCUGUUCAGUCUAAUGGACAGAGUUUUAGUGUUGAAACUCUUCUGGAUGUUCUCAUCUCCCUUUAUGAUGAGUGCAUCAAUUCCCCACUCAGAAGAGAGAAGAACAUUGCUGAGUUUUUGGAAUGGGCCAAACCGUUUACCUCUAAAGUGAAACAGAUGCGAUUGCACAAAGAGGACUUCGAGAUACUGAAGGUCAUUGGUCGAGGAGCUUUCGGUGAGGUAGCAGUUGUAAAGGUGAAGAGUUCAGACAAGGUGUUUGCCAUGAAGAUCCUCAACAAGUGGGAGAUGCUGAAAAGAGCAGAGACAGCGUGUUUCCGGGAGGAACGGGACGUGCUGGUGAAUGGGGAUAGUCAGUGGAUCACCACGCUGCAUUACGCCUUUCAGGAUGACAACUUCCUGUACCUGGUGAUGGAUUACUACGUGGGUGGUGACCUCUUGACUCUUCUCAGCAAGUUCGAGGACCGUUUACCAGAGGACAUGGCCCGAUUCUACCUGGCGGAGAUGGUUCUGGCGAUCGAUUCUGUACAUCAGCUGCACUAUGUUCACAGAGACAUCAAGCCAGAUAACAUUCUUAUGGAUGUGAAUGGACACAUUCGACUUGCAGAUUUCGGCUCCUGUCUUAAACUCAGGGAGGAUGGAACGAUAGCUCGGCAGGAUAUCCCACCGACUUCUGACAAGAGCAGCGUGCAGUCGUCUGUCGCUGUGGGCACUCCAGACUACAUCUCUCCUGAGAUCCUGCAGGCUAUGGAGGAUGGGAAAGGGAAAUAUGGCCCGGAAUGUGACUGGUGGUCACUGGGUGUCUGCAUGUAUGAGAUGCUGUACGGGGAAACUCCUUUCUAUGCAGAGUCCCUGGUGGAAACGUACGGCAAGAUUAUGAACCACAAGGAGCGGUUCCAGUUCCCUGCCCAUGUGACAGACGUCUCGGAAAAUGCCAAAGACCUGAUCCGCAGACUCAUCUGCUCCAGAGAGCACAGGCUGGGUCAGAACGGCAUUGUGGACUUCAAACAGCACCCCUUCUUUUCUGGCAUUGACUGGCAGAACAUCCGCAACUGUGACGCCCCCUACAUCCCUGAAGUCAGCAGCCCGUCUGACACGUCAAACUUUGAUGUGGAUGAUGACUGCCUCAAGAACACAGUAGAGACAAUGCCGCCUCCUUCUCACACCGCCUUCUCAGGACACCAUCUCCCAUUUGUAGGUUUCACCUACACAAGUAACUGUACGCUGUCUGACCGCGGUUGCCUGCGGGAGUCUGCGGCACCUACGCAGAUGGACAUGGGUGUGCAGCGCGGCCUGGAGGACAGUCUGGCUACUGAGGCAUAUGAACGGAGGAUCCGCCGUCUGGAGCAGGAAAAACUGGAGCUCAGUCGCAAACUACAAGAGGCCACAAAAACGGUUCAAGCUCUGCAGUACUCCAGCGGGGACGGGCCCAUUUCCUCCAACAGAGAGUUUGAGAUCCGUGGACUGAAGGAGGAGAUAGAAAUGCUAAGGAAACAAAUCGCAGAUACAGGACAGGUGGAGCAGCAGUUAGAACAGGCCACUUCUGCCCGCAGGGAUCUGGAAGACUCCUCUAAACAGAUCCGAUCUCUAGAGAAACAGCUCAAGAGCAUGAAGCAGGAAAGAGAUGACCUGCAGAAGGGCCUGCAGGACUCCUUAGAGAAGCUGAAAACUCAGGGGAAGGAGCUGAAAGAGGCGGACAGCCAGAGGAAAAUGGCCAUGCAGGAGUUUGCCGAAGUGAGCGAGAAGGUGACGGAGCUGCGGUCACAGAAGCAACGACUCUCCAGACAGCUUCGGGACAAAGAGGAGGAGAUGGAUUCCCUCAAUCAGAAGGUGGAAGCACUUCGGCUGGAUGUGCGCAAAGCCGAGAGGGCCAAGAAAGAGAUGGAGGCCCAGGCUGAAGAGUGGUCUGCUGAGUCUCAGAAAGAGAAGAAGUUGAGGGAACGCAGUGAGCAGUACAGCAGACAGCUGGAAGAAGAGCUGGAGGGAAUGAAGCAGCAGAAGCAGGUGGGCCGUUCUCCAAGCGUUGGGACCUCUGAGCAGCACCAAGAGCUCAGUAAAUUACGAGCAGACCUGGAGAAGAAGACUGUGUUCUAUGAGGAAGAGCUGUCACGCAGGGAACUACAACAUGCCAACGAACUGAAGAACUUGAAGAAGAAGCUGCGAGAAGCUGAGGGACAGCAGCUCACCUUGAAGAAAGAGAUCAUGAUGCUCAAAGACAAGCUUGAGAAGACCCGCAGAGACAGUCAGAGUGAACGAGAGGAGUUUGAGACCGAGUACAAACAAAAGUACGAGAGAGAGCGAGUGCUGCUGUCAGAGGAGAACAAGAAACUUUCCAGUGAACUUGACAAGGUGAUGUCUUCGUUUGAGAAGUUGAGCAGCAGUAACAAACAGCUGGAGGAGGAGAUGAGAGAACUGGCUGAUAAGAAAGAAAGUGUGGCUCACUGGGAAGCUCAGAUCACAGAAAUCAUUCAAUGGGUCAGUGAUGAGAAAGAUGCUCGAGGAUAUUUGCAGGCUUUGGCUACUAAGAUGACAGAAGAACUGGAAGGCCUGAAGAACACCAGUCUGGGUGCACGUGCUACUGACAUGCCAUGGAAGAUGAGACGUUUGGCUAAGCUGGACAUGUCUGCCCGUCUGGAGCUGCAGUCUGCACUGGAUGCCGAGAUUAGAGCCAAACAAACCAUCCAGGAUGAGCUCAACAAAGUCAAGGCGUCCCAUAUGGACACUGAGUGCAAGCUGGAGGAGUUGGAAAAGACGAACCAGGACCUGCAGGCAGAGAUCCAGAGGCUGAAACAGGAAACUGAGAAUUUGCGAUUGUCUAAAGGGGUCAAGCACCAAGACUCCCAGAAUUCCUUCCUGGCUUUCCUCAAUGCUCCGACCUCCGCCCUGGAUCAGUUUGAUCGCUCCACUGCCUGUGGGCCAGCCGCCAAAGGCAGACGUAUUGAUUCUAUUGAUAACUUCAGCCUGUCCAACACACCAUCCCGGGAGGAAGAUGGAAGAUCCCAGGUCACGUCACACUCUCGCUCACCUUCAACUACCAGCGAUACAGAGUCUCACGAGCAGGUAGAUCAGCCACAAAGAGGUGCACAAACUCCCAUUCGAUCAGGAUACAGUAGCUCUGGUCACAGCACACCUAAACCAAAGGCCCAUCAAUUUGUGGUGAAGACCUUCAAUACACCCACUAAGUGUAACCAGUGUACGUCUUUAAUGGUGGGAAUAAUUCGACAGGGCUGUACGUGUGAAGUCUGUAAUUUCUCCUGUCAUGUGACGUGUGCGGACAAAGCUCCUGCUGUAUGCCCGAUCCCACCGGAUCAAACCAAAGGACCGCUGGGUAUCGACCCCCAGAAAGGCAUCGGCACAGCUUAUGAGGGCCACGUCAAGGUGCCUAAACCGUUGGGAGUGAAGAAGGGGUGGCAGAGGGCCAUUGCUGUGAUCUGUGACUUCAAACUCUUCUUAUAUGAUCUCCCAGAGGGCAAAGCUGCUCAGCCUGGUGUCACGGUGAACCAGGUUAUUGACAUGAGGGACGAGGAAUUUUCAGUUAACCAAGUUUUGGCAUCAGAUGUCAUUCAUGCGAACAGGAAGGACAUUCCCUGUAUCUUCAGGGUGACAGCAUCACAGCUCUCCUCAUCCAGCAAUAAAAAAUGCUCCAUCUUGAUCCUGGCUGACAGCGAUCAGGAAAAAACCAAGUGGGUUGGCCUGCUGAGCGAGUUGCACCGCCUCUUGAAGAAGAGCAAACUUAAAGAGCGCUUUGUUUACGUCCCUAAAGAGGCGUAUGACAGCACACUGCCUCUCAUCAAAACCACACAGUCUGCUGCUAUUAUAGAUCAUGAGAGGAUAGCCCUGGGCAAUGAGGAAGGGCUGUUCGUUAUUCACGUUACCAAAGAUGAGAUUAUCAAGGUAGGAGAUAAGAAGGUCCAUCAGAUUGAGCUGAUCCCAUCAGAACAGUUGAUUGCCUUGAUUUCGGGUCGAAAUGGCCACGUGCGACUCUACCCAAUGACGGCCCUGGAUGACCGCGAUGGCGAAUUCUACAAGAUAGCGGAGACCAAAGGCUGCCAAACUCUGGUUUCAGGCACUAUCAGAUCUCUCACAUGCCUUUUUGUUGCCAUGAAAAAAUCUGACAAGGUGAUCAUAUACGAGCUUAAUAAGAGCAAAACACGCCAUCGGAAGCUGCGGGAUAUCAUCGUCCCAGCAUCCGUGCAGUGGAUGGGUCUUCAGGGUGACAAGCUUUGCGUGGGCUUCCAGUCCGGGUUCCUGCGCUACAGUCUUCAGGGGGAUGGAGCUAUCAAUAGCCUACUUCACUCUGACGAUCACACCCUGGCCUUCAUCGACCAGCUGAGCCUGGAUGCUCUCUGUCUCGUAGAGAUCUCCAGUAAAGAGCUGCUCUUGUGCUUUAGCAGUAUUGGUGUGUAUGUGGACUGCCAGGGCAGACGUUCACGACAACAGGAACUGAUGUGGCCGGCGAAACCCACCACAUGCCGUUAUAAUGCACCUUAUCUGUCAGUGUAUAGCGAGAAUGCAGUGGAUGUAUUUGACGUCAACACUAUGGAGUGGAUUCAAACGAUGCCUUUGAAAAAUGUUCAUCCUCUAAACGCAGACGGCUCCCUAAACCUGCUGGGGCUGGAGACCGUACGGCUCAUCUACUUUAAAAACAAGACAGCAGAGGGAGAUGAGCUGGUGGUGCCAGAGACAUCUGAUAACAGCCGUAAACAGAUGGUGCGCAGUGUGACGAGCAAACGCCGCUUUUCUUUCCGCGUGCCGGAGGAGGAGAGGGUUCUGCAGAGGAGGGAGAUGCUGAGAGACCCAGAAAUGAGGAAUAAGUUAAUUUCAAACCCAACAAACUUCAACCAUGUUGUUCAUAUGGGCCCGGGAGAUGGGAUCCAAAUCCUGAAAGAUCUGCCAAUGCCUGGUUCUCCUCUCCCCUCUCCUCGUCUGCGCCUCAUCUCCACCCCUACCAGCUUUGAGCAUGUCUAUCACAUGACUGUCACCUCUGCUGACAACUUCCUGUCCCAGGACUCCUCCCCUCUCUCCUCCCACUCCCUGUCCCUCAGCUCCGCCCCUGGGACCCCUGCUUCCAUCUGCUCUCUGAAUGUGCGCCCUCAGGAGAGCCGUGGUGUCCUGGGAGCAUCCGUUAGUAUCCCCUCCAUCAGCAAGGUCAGGCCUGAACCGGGACGAUCUAUGAGCGCCAGCAGUGGUCUUGGCACACGCUCCACCUCUCAAAAUGGCAGUGCAUUGAGACGGGACUUUUCAGUUGGCAACUACGGUUCCACCAAACGUCAGAUGACAUCACCCUCUGAUGGCUCGCUCUCAUCUGGAGGGGGCGUCGACUGCGGGGGUGACGCCCCUCUCUCCCAGUUUGACAGAGAGUGGCCAGGAGUGUCACCCACAGAGAAGACCCCUGAUCUGAAAAGGGCUUUAAGGACCCUGCUUAGUAAGCUAAAGGAUUCAGACUCGCCACGUCACUCCACGGCCUCCAACAGCUCCAACCUGAGCAGCCCACCAAGCCCUUCAUCCCCACAUAAGAGCAAGACUCAGUCUCUGGAGCGCGGCGAGCACCUCGGCUGGGAGACAUGAGCUAAGCCUCUGCACAUUUCUUUCUAAACAUCCUCUUCUACAACAGAGAGUCACGCAUUUAACCGAGACUCCUUAUACGUUAUUUUCCCAAACACACCGCUGGGGCCAGGUGUGUGUGUGUUUGCGUGUAUUAGUGUGCAUAUGCAUUACACAUGAUUGUUUUACACGCACAUUACCGUGCACCUUACAUCACUUUUGAGUGGACCCAUCGCCACUGUUUCUGUUCCUCUGUUGAAUGGGGGAACAGUCGACUGAGAGUAGCUCAACACUCACCGCCACAGGUGUGGAGGGGGUCGAAAAAGGCAAACACACAGCUUUAACGUAAAUUUAUCAGUGUUUGUUGACAACAGCAUCAAGUGUGCCUCAUUUAAUGCAAGAAAAAUAUGCAUUCGAAAGUCUUAAUUGAUCAGGGAGGGAUGUUAAUUUAACAUAUAACACUAACAUGGAAAACUGUUCCUGGCAUUCCAAUCAGUGUGAUAAAACGAGAACACUUCAAUUGAGUUGAGUCCCAAUAGAUAGAGCGCCCCCCAGUUGUGGCACUACUGUAUUACUCAGCUUCUACCCUCCAGUGCCAUGCCGACCUAAACAUUCAGAGGUCAGAGUUCAAGAAUAGAUUCUGAGUUCAAUAAUGUAAAUAGAGUUUAAGUAGAGUAUAAUAUAUAAUGAAAUCAUAACACUAUUCUGUUGUUAAAUAAGUGUGACUUGGCUUUGAGAGAGUCUUCUUUCCUUUUUAUUUUUCGUGUCAAUCAUGCAGACUUUUUAUGUAAAUCUAAGCAUUAUUUUGUCAAGAUAUGCUAGUCUUUUGUAAUUCCAUAAAUUCCAUUGUUGAGAUGAAAAGAUUUGCAAGGGAACACUACAAAAAAGUAUUGGGGCCUCAUUCAUGAAACACAAGGAGAACAAUAUAUUUGUGUAAAUCAUUCAUAAAGCCAUUCAUAUGUAUAUUUUGUCCACUUGUUUGUUGUUAACAUUAACAAGCCUGCAGUGAAAUCAUUCAUGUAGACAGUCAUGUGCACAUUGUUGUAUUGAAUGGUAAAAACCAUUCUUGUUUAAAGGUGAAAUUGCUCAUAAAUUCUGCAACAUUUCACGUUGAAUUGAAAAUAUUUAACAUUUAACAAACAACUGAUAUAUGAAUGUUUUCUAAGAACGAUUUACACAAAUUCAAUCUGCUGUUAUUUCAUGAAUGUUGUUUCAUUGUGUGCAAGAUCCAACGUUAAGAGAAAUCAAGAUAUGUGUACAUUGCUAAAUACAUGAACUCUCCAAACACAUACAAUCACACGUGAUCAUUAAUAAGCUGUUGUGCUGAAUGUAACAGAUUCACUGCAGCCUUGUUUAUGUUAGUCUUGCCUACAUUUGUGCUUCACGAAGCAAUAAUGCUGUUUCCAAAGAGUUUUUAUUCUUUAAUUAUUCAUAUUAAUUAUUCUUUUAGUAUUUUGUUUUAUUUUCAGUGUUUUUUUCCAACUCGCAAGAACCAAAUUUUGCCUAAAGUGUACAUGUGAAUACAUGUAAUGUAAGCUAUACCACUAGUUUCAGAGCAUUUAAUGUUUGUGUGACAUGGAAAAACACUAAACUCAUCAGGUGAAGCAUUCAAAGGGCUUCAACGCUUUGCCUCUAACACUUCCUGCAGCUCAUAAUGACACAGCAGGGACUACAAGGACCAGCAGGAGAUUAGGUCAUUUGAUAUUGAAAUGAAUUCAGCAAGGACGUACAAAAAAGCUGCUGUUUUAAAUGUGCAGGGCCAGACUAUCAAACAUCCCUGAACCUCAAAAUACCUCAGAUUAGAGAGCCAAGCCAUUACGACUUAACAGAACCUCAUCACUGCGACAAUUUUAGCUGUCCCUCUGUCCAAUUUCAUGCACUAAAUGGGCAUGUAUUAUUCACACGCACUACUGCUCGCUUUUGCAAAGCAUAUUUAUGUCAGAUUUGCUAAAAUGAGAAAUGGAUUUCAGCCAUUCCUUUAAAACAAAUUUUGCAGAUGCAGAAGAUUGUACAUCUGUACGCUGUUCAGAAUUCCCAAAUAUUCUAGGUUGUUCCUAGGAAAAGCUCACUUGAAUAUAAAAAUGUAUAUCAUUUACUCACCCACAUGUUGUUCUAAACCUUUGAUUAAAUUUCUCCUGUGAAAGUGAUGUUUAGGAGGAAAUGUUCAUGCGGUUCUUUUCCAUGCAAUGCAGGAAUAUAUACAUAGUAUAUGUAUAUAUUUCUUCAUACUUGCGUCAAUGUCUGAUGUUAAAAUUGCUGACAUUAAAAACACAUUGCAGUUCACAGUUGCUGAAUAUAAUGCUAAAAAUAUGAUAAAAAGAGAAAAUCAUAUGGGUUUGUAAUGACAGCUUUUUAAUUUUUGAGUGAGCUUUUAAUGUUUGCUGAAAUAAAUGAGUGAACUCAGUAUUGAAGCACACACAAUACAGAAAUAGUUAAGGUUUGUGCACAUGUACCUGUGGUUUUAUUAAUUCUAGUAUUGCCAGCAUUUUCUAUUUUCCAUUAUAUGCAAGCACUAUUGAAACCUUCACUGUGGACCAGUCCAACAAACUCGGCACAUGUUUUUAAAUCAAGCGCUCACUCUUGCAAUCUUUGUGGUAUUGCUCGGGACCUUAGUUAUGCAUUUGCUCUAUUCCAUGAUCAUGUUUAUUUCUAAACAGAAACUAAUAUUCAUAAUACAGGUUGUAACGGGUUAGAAACAAUUUGCCAGGGUUAUGGUAUUAACAUGAACAGGAAACCUGUUUGAAAUGAUCUCAGGUAUGUCAGAACCAAUGAUUAUAAUGUUUGCAUGGAGGAUCAAGAUUGUAGAAAUGACAGACAUCCAAAUCUAUCGGUUGUUUGAUAUUUAGGACUGUUACUUAGCAAUGAAUAGAUCAAUAUUAGAGCGGGAGGUGCCUUAGUUUUUUUUAGAUCGGUGUGAACUGGUCAAUGUAGGUAGAAUGAACUAGAAUGAGAGGAGACGACUGGAGAUUUUUAAGACACAUUCACACAUUUGCAUGCAUUUCACGUGAGGAUCUUGUUUGCCUUGUUAGUGAAUUGCUACUUCAUAUCAUAUCGUUGUUUCUUCUUCUUGAUUUUGAUUUUUGUAAGACUAUGUACAGAUUUGCAUGUCAUAGGUGUAAUCACUUGUUUUAAGAACUGUACGGCUGGAUUUUUUUUUUUUUGUUGGUUUUAUUUUUAUUGUAUUUUAUUGACCUGUGUGGCGUGAAUGGUUGGGAUGUGAAAAUGAAUUACCCCAUACUGCAAUGUAGACCUUUUUCUUUUUCUUUUUUUUUGCACAAAUGUAUUUAAAGUGGAAUACUGUUGUUUGGACACCACUUUUCACAUGGAAAGCUCAUUAUCUGACUAUUUCAAUAAAAUGGGGAACUACAAAACAC